This is a messenger RNA of Pangasianodon hypophthalmus (striped catfish), 1733 nucleotides long. It is a transcript of the gene nbl1, whose product is annotated as NBL1, DAN family BMP antagonist. Lineage: Eukaryota; Metazoa; Chordata; Actinopteri; Siluriformes; Pangasiidae. The transcript has 4 exons. The record is from RefSeq and is a predicted model, not a curated record. Gene Ontology annotation, biological process: animal organ morphogenesis. Gene Ontology annotation, molecular function: receptor ligand activity; BMP binding. The coding region runs from base 266 to 826 and encodes 186 amino acids.
GGAUCUACCGGAGAGAGUCAGAUAGAGUUACCGUUAGUGCCGCCGCACUGCUUUCUCUCUUCACGGGGAGAGUCCGUGCGCUUUCUGUGCUCUACUCCGUUUGAUCUUCCAUCAUCCUCAUCCUCAUCCUCCUCCUCAUCUUCAUCCUCCUCCUCCUCCUCCUCCUGCCUCAGCGACAUCCCAGCGUCCGGCGGCUGUGGCGGCGCUUCCGCGGGCUCCCGGAGUGUGUGCUGCGGCUUGGUGCGCGGCUCUGAGCGGUGCAGCGAUGCUGCUGAUUGGCUGUGUCCUGUUGGCUGUGUGUUCAGCAGCGCCACCUGCACACAUCAACCGCCUGGCGCUGUUCCCUGAUAAGAGCGCCUGGUGUGAGGCCAAGAACAUCACACAGAUAGUGGGGCACACGGGGUGUGUGUCUCAGUCCAUCCAGAACAGAGCGUGUUUGGGACAGUGUUUCAGUUACAGUGUACCCAACACGUUCCCUCAGUCCACUGAGUCUCUGGUGCACUGUGACUCGUGCAUGCCUGCGCAGACGCAGUGGGAGGUGGUGACUCUGGACUGUCCCGGCAGUGUGGAGGCUCCGCGGGUGGAGAAGUUGGUGGAGAGGAUUCUGCACUGCAGCUGUCAGUCCUGUGGUAAGGAGCUCGGUCAGGAGGGGGCGCUGCUGCAGCUCUACAGCCCCGACAACACACUCGAUCCCGACACACACAACACACACACGGACACGCACAACACACACCUGCAUGCCGACACACACAACUCGCACACACACGGAGACACACGCACGCAAGGCGAGCCCAAGACGCACACACACACAGCUGAGGGAGGAUGAGCACUCGCUCACUUUAUCUGUCCUCACACACACGCGCACACACACACACACACACACACACACACACACAUCCUGUCUGUCUCUCUGGGGGUGAGAGAUGAAAAGGGUUUGCUCUGUCGCACAUCAGCAGCUGUCACUAAUAUUACAAUUUAAAUUAAAUUAAAAAUAUUAAAUUUCAUUUCAGAAUAAAAUCUGGUGACUUUUGUCUGUGGUGCAGUCAUGUGAUUUGUGUGCGCUGUCCACAUAAACAAAAAAAAGGUAAAGGUGAUUUUUGUCUGUUUUCUGUCAGUGUGCGUUUGUGGCUUUUAACCUUAUUGUGGAAUAAAAAUAUUAAACUUGUAGAGCAAACACGCCAAUGUGUAAAAAAAGCCUUGAGAUUAAUUCAGAAUAUUUCAUGAAUGUUGCUGUUUUAAAAACCCUUUUCAUCUGUUUCUUUUCACCUUUUCACCUGUUUCUUUCUUUUUAUCUUUUAUCUUUUAUUUCUAUCUCUCACUUUUUUCUUUGCUUUUUCUCUGCUUUUUCAGAUAUCUGUUUCUAUUUCUAUUUUUCCCUUUCUGUCUGUCUUUUACUUUUUUCAAUCCAUCGCUUUACCUUGUCUUUCUUUUUUUGUCAUUUCUUUUUUAUUAGUACUCUUUGUCUAACUGUACUUUUCUCUUUCUUUCUUUCUUUCAAUUGCCAAGUUUAAAGCACUUAUUCAAGCAACUCUCUUUCUGCUCUACUGACCAAUCAGAUCCUCCCAGCUCUGUGCUUGGUGUAAACACACACACACACACACACACACACACACACGCACACAUACACACGUGCAUGCACACAAGAGCACACACACACACACUCUGGCUUGAUUAUUGAAGUUAUAUGUCACCUGUGUACGUCUCUGUAAACACAAUAAACACUUUAAACACUG